AUGCAAGAGCAUCUCCCACCGGGAAUUACUAUCGUCAAAUGCGACAAUCUAGAGGAAUGGCAGAUGGACAUCAAGAUCCUUGACCAGAAUCCACUUUAUCUGGACCAGACUUAUCGCCUGAAGUUCACCUUCAGUAACAAGUACCCUAUCGAACCCCCCGAGGUCCAAUUCAUCCAAUGUCCUGCCUCCACUGGCACAUCCCGUACAAUCCCAAUGCAUCCCCACAUCUACAGCAAUGGCAUUAUCUGCCUUGAUCUCCUGGGUUCCGCCGGUUGGUCCCCAGUACAGACAGUCGAGAGCGUCUGCAUGAGCCUCCAGAGCAUGCUUACCGCCAACAAUCGUAAUGAGCGACCCGCCGGUGACAAGGAGUUCAUUGCCACCAAUCGCCGCCGCAUCCGUGACAUUAACUUUGUCUAUGAGGAUGACAAUGGAUGGCCCGCAACGGCCAUGCUUCCAGUGGAACGCCUCAAACAAGCAGCCAACAACGCCCUAUCCAACACAUCCAUAUUCACUGAAGGAUUUGCCUAUGGCCCUGACGAAGGCUACUUCCCCCUAAGAAAAAAUAUAGCCGAGUGGCUAUCCCAAUCCUAUGCACCUGCACAGCCCAUCGGCGCAGAGCGGAUAUGCAUUACCGGCGGUGCCAGCCAGAAUCUAGCAUGUGUAUUGCAGGUAUUCACAGACCCAGCCCAGACAGAGAUUAUAUGGCUCGUGGAGCCAACAUAUCAUCUUGUCUUCCGGGUAUUUGAGGACGCUGGAUUCAGUGGCCGGAUGCGAGGGAUCCCCGAGGACGGGGAGGGGAUGGAUGUUGCUGCACUUGAACUUGCUUUGGAUGCAUUUGAGCGUAGUGGAGAUUCGGGCUGUCAAGAUGACCGGGAGAAGACAUACAAGCCCCACAGGCCGUACAGAAAGAUAUACAAGCAUGUCAUCUAUUGUGUUCCGAGCUUCUCUAAUCCGUCAGGGACGACGAUGUCUCACUCGAGGCGUGAGGCACUUGUCAGAUUGGCCCGGAAGUACAAUGCUCUUGUUGUCGCUGAUGAUGUGUAUGAUUUUCUCAGUUGGGGCGUGACACAUCCCGCCAACAAGGUUCCACAUCUUCAGCAUCGCCUCGUGGAUAUAGAUCGGGUAAUUGAUAGUGGGCCAGAAGAUCGAUUUGGAAAUGUCGUGAGCAAUGGAUCAUUCAGCAAGCUUAUUGGUCCGGGAUGUCGAGUUGGAUGGGCUGAAGGGACUAAAGACUUCAUCUAUGGUCUUUCCCAAGCUGGUUCUACGCGCUCUGGUGGUGCUCCUUCACAACUAACGUCAACUUUCAUCAAUGAUAUGCUGGAGGAUAACUUCUUGCCUAAAUAUAUUACCAAUAUCCUAGUCCCAGAAGGACGACGAAGGCACUGCAUUCUGGCAUCAGCAAUCAAAACACAUCUCGGUCGUUUCGGUGUGUCAUUUACUCCUGAUCCGGAGACCAGUCCAGUUGCGGGGGGAUACUACAUCUGGAUUCAGCUCCCGGCCGCAUUGACCGCAACUCAAGUGUGCCACGAGGCCCUAGAGUUACAAAAUUUGGUGCUGGGUGGCGGUCAGAAAUUUGCAGUCCCAGCGAAUGUUCCAGGGGGAGAUUUACAUCGGCGGCUGAGACUUUGUUUCAUGUGGGAGGAUGAAGGGCGGCUAGUUGAGGGGAAGAAACAGGACUGGUAUCACCUCUUAGGUUUUAAAUAA
This is a messenger RNA of Penicillium expansum, 1704 nucleotides long. RefSeq names its product Pyridoxal phosphate-dependent transferase, major region, subdomain 1. Gene Ontology annotation, molecular function: L-2-aminoadipate:2-oxoglutarate transaminase activity; pyridoxal phosphate binding. The transcript is spliced from 6 exons. The record is from RefSeq and is a predicted model, not a curated record. NCBI's taxonomy places the organism in Eukaryota, Fungi, Ascomycota, Eurotiomycetes, Eurotiales, Aspergillaceae. Gene Ontology annotation, biological process: biosynthetic process. The coding region runs from base 1 to 1704 and encodes 567 amino acids.